Molecule: messenger RNA, 3780 nt
Organism: Syngnathus typhle (broad-nosed pipefish)
Lineage: Eukaryota; Metazoa; Chordata; Actinopteri; Syngnathiformes; Syngnathidae
Gene: polr1b
Product: RNA polymerase I subunit B
Exons: 15
Coding region: 51-3455 (1134 amino acids)
Biological process (GO): DNA-templated transcription
Cellular component (GO): RNA polymerase I complex; nucleus
Molecular function (GO): DNA-directed RNA polymerase activity; DNA binding; ribonucleoside binding
Source: RefSeq, a predicted model, not a curated record
CUUCCGUAAGCGGCACUUCCGGAUCGAGCUGGCACGUGUGGUAAACAAGCAUGGACGCCUUGGAGGACUGGAACGACGUGACCGAAAGUCCGAGUUUGAAGAACCUGACGGACGGAAGCUUCAGUGUACUAAAAGAGAGACAAUGUGACGCUGUACAGGAUUUGGUCAAAGCGCAUAUUGACUCUUUUGAUCAGGCCAUCGGACAAGGACUCAACUCCGUUGUGCAGGCCAUCCCGCCGUUGGAGUUCAUGGUGAAGGGAGAGCGCAUCAGUUUGGCCUUCAUAGAGGCCACCGUCCACCCGCCGACCGUGUCCAAAGGCAGCGUGUGCCGCGAGAUGAGAGUCUUCCCGGCGGAGUGCCGCGCCAGGAGGUCCUCGUACAAGGGCAGGAUAGUGGCAGAUGUGAGCUGGAGUGUGGACGGAGUCCCCAAAGGGAUCAUCAAGCAGGGGCUCGGGCAAAUCCCCAUUAUGGUCAAGUCCAAGCUGUGCAACCUGCACGGGAUGACGCCGCAGCAGCUGGUGCAACACCACGAGGAGGCUGAGGAAAUGGGCGGCUACUUCAUUGUGAACGGCAUCGAGAAGGUGAUUCGCAUGCUGAUCAUGCCUCGGAGGAACUACCCCAUUGCUGUGUCACGAGCCAAGUGGAAGAACAGAGGCCAUGGAUACACGCAGUAUGGUUUGUCCAUGCGCUGCAUGAAGGAGAAUCACACGGCCAUCAACAUGCACCUUCACUACUUGGAAAACGGAACCAUCAUGCUCAACUUCAUCCACCAGAAGGAACUCUUCUUCCUACCCAUUGGCUUUAUGCUUAAGGCGCUGGUGGACCUGAGCGACCUGGAGAUUUUCUCAGAGCUGAUUAAAGGCAUGGAAGAGAACUCGCUGUACCGCAGCGCCGCCUGCGAGAUGCUGCGCUUGGUGUCGGCGCAGGGCUGCACGUCACGCUCCAAGGUCCUGGAUUACCUGGGCGGACGCUUCCGCGUGAAACUCAACCUGCCCGAGUGGUACACAGACCGGCAGUGCGCCGACUUCCUGCUGGACGAGUGCAUCUGCAUCCACUUGCGGACAGGCAUGGAGAAGUUCCGGCUGCUGUGCCUGAUGUGUCGCAAGCUUUUCAGCUUCGCCAAGCAGGAGUGCCUGGAGGAGAACCCAGACGGCAUCGCCUGCCAGGAGGUCCUCACGCCGGGACAGCUCUACCUCAUGUUCCUCAAGGAGAAGAUGUGCAUGUGGCUGCUGUCGGUCAAGGCGGCGGUGGAGAAGCGAGUAAAUCACCUGAAGGGUGGCUGGACGGCGGAAAACCUCAUCAAGAUGUUCAAUCUUGGAACCGACCUCAGCAAACCCUUUGAGUACAUGCUGGCUACCGGCAACCUCAGCUCCAAGACGGGUCUGGGCAUGUUGCAGAACACGGGCUUGUGCGUGGUAGCCGACAAGCUCAACUUCAUCCGCUACCUGUCGCACUUCCGCUGCGUGCACCGCGGCGCCGCCUUCACCAAGAUGCGCACCACGUCUGUGCGCAAGUUGCUGCCCGAGUCCUGGGGCUUCCUUUGCCCUGUGCACACGCCCGACGGCGAGCCCUGCGGCCUCAUGAAUCACAUGACGGCCAGCUGCCAGGUGGUGACGGCAUCCUCGUCCACCGUGGGGCUGCCGGCCAUACUCUGCUCGAUGGGUGUGACCCCCGUCGAUGCCACCCCCACCAGCCCCUUCGCCGACUGCUACCCGGUCCUGCUGGACGGCGCCCUGGUGGGUUGGGUGGAGGAACGCCUGGCCCCCGAUGUGGUGGAUUCACUGCGCAGGUUCAAGGUUCUGCAGGAGAAAAAAGUUUCUCCCUGGACUGAGAUCAUUCAGGUGCCCAAGACGGGCAAAGCCAGCUUGUACCCGGGCCUGUUUCUGUUCACCACGCCGUGCCGCAUGAUGCGCCCUGUGCGCAACCUGGCGGUCGGCAAGCAGGAGCUCAUUGGAACCUUCGAGCAGCUUUAUGUGAACGUGGCCGUAAAGGAGGCAGAGGUGGAGGCGGGUGUCAGCAGCCACCAGGAGCUCUUCCCGCACAGCAUGCUCAGCGUGGUGGCAAGCUUCAUACCCUACUCGGACCACAACCAGAGUCCCAGGAACAUGUACCAGUGCCAGAUGGGUAAGCAGACGAUGGGCUUUCCCCUUCAUGCCUUCCUGGAGCGUUCGGACAACAAGCUGUACCGACUGCAGACGCCGCAGAGCGCACUGGUACGUCCUUCCAUGUACGACCACUACCAGCUGGACAACUACCCCAGUGGCACCAACGCCGUGGUGGCUGUCAUCUCCUACAGCGGCUACGACAUGGAGGACGCAAUGAUUGUGAACAAGUCUUCAUGGGAGCGCGGCUUUGCCCACGGCUGCAUCUACAAGACGGAACUGGUGGACUUGGCCCAAAAGGCACGAGGCCACGACGGCGUGGUGUUUGGGGCCAAGCCUGGAGACCCCAAGGUCAAUGAGCAGCUGGACGCUGAUGGACUUCCGCCGGUGGGCGCCAUGCUGCGCUACGGAGACCCCUUCUACAGCUACAUCAACCUGAACACCGGCCAGUCCUUUGUCACUUUCUACAAGAGCCAGGAGGCGUGCGUGGUGGACAACAUCAAGAUCUGCGGCAACGACGUUGGCACGGGCUUGUUCAAGCGCGUGUGCAUCACCAUGCGGGUGCCACGCAAUCCCACCAUCGGCGACAAGUUCGCCAGCCGUCACGGCCAGAAGGGCAUUCUGAGCCGGCUGUGGCCCGCCGAGGACAUGCCCUUCAGCGAGAGCGGCCUCAGCCCUGACAUCUUGUUCAACCCGCACGGAUUCCCCUCGCGCAUGACCAUCGGCAUGCUGAUAGAGAGCAUGGCGGGCAAGUCGGCUGCCCUGCAUGGCCUGAGCCACGACGCCACGCCCUUCACCUUCUCUGAAGACAACUCUGCCCUCGACUACUUCGGGGAGAUGCUGCGGGCCGGCGGCUACAACUAUUAUGGCACCGAGCGCCUCUACAGCGGCACCAGCGGCCUGGAGCUGGAGGCCGACAUUUUCAUCGGCGUGGUUUACUACCAGAGGCUCAGGCACAUGGUGUCCGACAAGUUCCAGGUCCGUACAACAGGGGCGCGCGACAAGGUCACCAAUCAGCCGGUGGGCGGCAGGAACGUGCAAGGCGGCAUCCGCUUUGGCGAGAUGGAGCGUGACGCGCUGCUAUCGCACGGCUCGUCCUUCCUGCUGCAGGACCGCCUCUUCAACUGCUCCGACCGUUCGGUGGCGCAGGUGUGCGUGGACUGCGGGAGUUUGCUGUCGCCGCUGCUGGAAAAGCCGCCGCCUUCCUGGUCAUCCACGCGCCACCGUCGCACCGUCUGCACACUCUGCGGCAAGAGCGACUCGGUAGACUCGGUCUCCGUGCCAUACGUUUUCCGCUACUUUGUGGCCGAGCUGGCCGCCAUGAACAUCAAAGUCAAGUUGGACAUCAAGUGAGCGAGGUCAGGGCCAUGCUAGGAGUUUGCAGGCCCUGUAGGACUCUGCUUUGAGUAGAAUAACAUUUUGGGCAAACUUGAGAGCUACUUUGGGACUGAAGAAGGCAAAGGACAUACAGACUUCUGAAAUAAUUCAUUUGCUUAUAUUACCUUGAAUUAUGUGUUAUCUAUACAAGCGGUCCUCAACCUUUCUUGCGCCACGGACCGGUUGCAUGUCAGACAAUAUUUUCACGGACCGGCCUUUAUAUAAAUACAAUGAAAUAAAAUGAUACGACUGGGAUAAAAACAAAUACAAAGCACAUAAAAAUAAAACCCACCAUUAAGUA